AUGGAGAUUGAUCUGUCCUUGAAAAUAGAGAAGGAAGAAGCAAAGGAUUCCAAGAUGCAAGAGCUUGAUGAUAAUCAAAAUGGGAAAGAAGCUUUGGAUUUUGCAGAUAAAGAAGAUGCAUCAAUGGCUGCCAUAGGUGAAGUUGAAGACGGUGCACCGUCGGAUAUCUCCUUGCAAGAUAACCGGAACACCCAAGAGUUUUCUGUGCUACGAAAGGAGAUGAAUCGCGUGAAAGAAGAAAAUAAAGUGUUGAGGGAAGUGGUUGAGAAAACUAUGCAGGAUUACUAUGAUCUUCAGAUGAAAUUUGCCGUGGUUCAGCAAAACAAUCACCAGGAGGACCCUCGGAUCUUUCUCUCACUCCAUGGAGAUGAACACCAGACAAUUCAAGGGAACUCGAGUAUUGUCAAAAAUCUGCAGAAACAUGGGUCGUUUCCAUUAGGAGAUGAAGAGGAUGAAGAAGAACUAGGGUUGUCUUUAAGGCUAAAAACCGGUUCUGGUCAACGAGAAAGCGAGGAAGAAGAGAACCAUGAAACCCCAAAUCUUGCUUCAGUGCAAAACAAGCUUCAUCCAAGCCAGUUGUCUGCGAUCACAGCAAGCCAUGCUGUUUCUUCACCAAAUAGGAAAGCUAGGGUUUCCAUUAGAGCAAGAUGUCAAACUGCCACGAUGAAUGACGGGUGUCAAUGGAGGAAAUAUGGUCAGAAAAUCGCUAAAGCAAACCCUUGCCCUCGAGCAUACUAUCGAUGCACAGUAGCUCCAGGUUGCCCAGUCAGGAAACAAGUGCAGCGAUGCCAAGAAGACAUGUCGAUUCUGAUUACAACAUACGAAGGAAGCCACAAUCAUCCACUCCCAGUCGGUGCAACCGCCAUGGCCGCAACAGCUUCAGCAGAAAGUUCCUUUACUUUACUCGAUUCGAGCAAUCCGGAUGGCAUCCCGAGCUUCAGUCGGGCAUCCCUCCUUCACCAAAACCCUCAUUUUAUUAACUAUCACAUGCCGUUGCCGUUGCCGUUGCCAACGGCUUUUCCUUGGAUGCCAAGCAAGCUUUCAGCAUCCAACAAUGGUGGAAAUGUUACUGCGAUUACUUCGGAUCCUAAAUUUAGGGUUGCUGUUGCAGCUGCCAUUCCGUCUCUGAUAAACAAGGAAACCCAUGCAGCAACUCAGCCUAUUCCUAUCGCCUCUUCAUCUUCUUCAAUGUCUGGUGGUAGGGAGAUAGAGAGUGGGAGCCCUAAAACCAACAAUUGGGUACUUCAAUCUUACACUGCAUCUCAUAAACACAUUCAGCCUUCUCCUUAG
Molecule: messenger RNA, 1290 nt
Organism: Hibiscus syriacus
Lineage: Eukaryota; Viridiplantae; Streptophyta; Magnoliopsida; Malvales; Malvaceae
Product: probable WRKY transcription factor 9
Exons: 5
Coding region: 1-1290 (429 amino acids)
Biological process (GO): regulation of DNA-templated transcription
Molecular function (GO): sequence-specific DNA binding; DNA-binding transcription factor activity
Source: RefSeq, a predicted model, not a curated record